Messenger RNA from Orbicella faveolata, 1534 nucleotides. RefSeq lists its product as uncharacterized. Lineage: Eukaryota; Metazoa; Cnidaria; Anthozoa; Scleractinia; Merulinidae. Gene Ontology annotation, biological process: signal transduction. Gene Ontology annotation, molecular function: protein binding. The record is from RefSeq and is a predicted model, not a curated record.
GCAUUAAUGAAAUGUAGGCUGUGAGGGUGGUUGAGGAAGAAUCCCCUAAAUAUAUGUAUGCAUUUUAGCUACAUCAUUUCCAUGUAAACUGUACUAAUUAACAAAGGAUAUUCAAACCAAUUCUGUUUAUUCUAGACUGUUUGUAUCGUUUGUAUUUUUGGUGGUAACGGCUGCCCAUAUGUUCGCGUUUAACAGCUCGCUUCGCUCGCCGGAUUAUCUUUUUCCGCCCUCGUUCGCAGGCUAGUUCACUUACCGUGCAUUCAGCCGUUGGAAAGGGUACCGUAAGGAACGUUUUCGCGUGAGAGGUCACAUAUUUGCAGAUGCAUUUUGGGGUUGAAUCGGCAAAGUUCUUCUUUUAAUUAAUGACGCUUUUAGGGUCGAGAAAGUAAAAUUGGCGAUGUACUUACUUCUUUUUACCUGACGCGUGAUUGGUGAAAAAAUUCUCCGUGGUGCGUGAUUUAAAAGAAAAAUGCAGCGGGAUGCGUGAUUGGUAUGGUCUGCAGUCUGAAUCUUACCCCCAGUUUUAAAACGAGCAGCACUGGGGACGAGAAUGGUGCUGUUGCUCAGUUGCGCAGGGUGAGGGUCCAAACAAUAUGGCGUCUGUAAACAGCUCGUUGUACAGGUCUGUUACGAUCUAUUCGAAUGGAGAUGGGAGCCACCAUAACCAAAAUUGCUGUAUAAUACAUACUGUUAAGCUAUCAUCCUCUUGACUGAUGGGAAGCGGUAGCUCAAAAAGGACUGUGCAGACAGUGGCAGUCAGUGGAAGAUCCAACGAUAAUCACGCAACGAUUAAGAACGCGACUUCCAUGACAGAAAGUAAAGAGGCACACAGAGAAAAAUCUUCAAAAAAUUCUGAAUCUCGAAACGGAGGCUUGACGGAUAAAUCUCUGUUGAAUAACUCCAAUGUAAAUAAAGUUGAAACGGUGGCUUUGCCUGCUUCUCAAAAGGAGGAAGACACGGCGCAAGAUGUUGAUAUCGAAUCAACUUUGUUACUAACUUCGUUCACCGAAAAACGUCCGGAAAUCGAACCCCGACUGAAAGCCACCAUGAAACAUUAUCACGCUUUGAAAGACGCAUUGGAGAGUGAUAAUCUGAUGACAUCGAUGAUACUUGAGCAUGCUAAAGCCCUGAUUGAUGUGUAUUCAAAAUGCAAAAAGCGCUCUAAUAAGACUAUUCUGACAGAUUUUGCGGUGGCUUUGGGAAUUUCGAAGCUCGUUUACGACAUAAUCGUUGAUCGUAGGACUAAUUACCCCGAGGUUACAACAUGGGAUAGAAAACCCCGCAAGGAACAGGAAAAAGAACAAGACAAUCAGGAGGAAGAGAGUGAAGAUACACCAGAGGGUGAUGAGAACCAGAACCAAGAAAUGAAUAUACAGGAUAGGCCAUCCUGUGAGGGAGGACAGGUACAGGAAAGAAUUCAGCAGGAAGGGAAUGAUGACAACCCUGUGAGUCCUGAGAAUCAGGUACACACAAGCUUAUAUUACACCAUGAAUGAUGAUGGGUAAUUUUCUGGUACCUACAUUUACCAUCUCCA